Molecule: messenger RNA, 2125 nt
Organism: Pogoniulus pusillus (Red-fronted tinkerbird)
Lineage: Eukaryota; Metazoa; Chordata; Aves; Piciformes; Lybiidae
Gene: PIGM
Product: phosphatidylinositol glycan anchor biosynthesis class M
Exons: 1
Coding region: 338-1600 (420 amino acids)
Biological process (GO): GPI anchor biosynthetic process
Cellular component (GO): membrane; glycosylphosphatidylinositol-mannosyltransferase I complex
Molecular function (GO): alpha-1,4-mannosyltransferase activity; GPI mannosyltransferase activity
Source: RefSeq, a predicted model, not a curated record
UGGCUCCGCAGCCCUAACAGGGAGGAGCACGCCACCGCUCCCUCAGAGGACCCGUCCCACCCGCCACUCUGGCUCCGCACCCACAACAGCCACGCCCCAGCCAGGGCAACAGCUUCGGCGCCCGCAGGACGCAGGCGCCGCGGCGGUAGCGAGCGGGAGUGCGCGGGCGAGGUUCGCUUUCGUCGUCUGCGCACAGGCGGAAGGUGUGGACGCGCGCAGCGGGGCGUUCCUCGCCUUUCCUCCCCGCCGAGCGAGGUCCCUGCCAACCACCCCCUCCUCUCCGCGCCCAAAGGGGCCGGUUGUGCGCGCCGCGAUAGCAGGCGGGCCCCGAGGAGGGAUGGUGGGGGAACGGCCGGGGGCGGGCGCGGUGCUGGGCGCAGGGCUGCUGGCGAGGCUGGGUUUGGUGCUGUACGGCCUGCACCAGGAUGGGGCGAUGCGGGUACGUUACACCGACGUUGACUACCGGGUCUUCACCGACGCGGCGCGGCUGGUGACUGAGGGGCGGUCGCCCUACGGACGAGCCACCUACCGCUACACCCCGCUCGUGGCCUGGCUUCUGACUCCCAACGUCUACUUCGCUGAGGUCUUCGGGAAACUGCUUUUCGUGGCGGGGGACUUGGCGGCUGCUGUCGUCGCCUACCAGACCCUGCGGCACCGAGGUGUCGCCGUCGGUCAGGCUUGCGGGUGCUGCGCCGCCGCCUGGCUCCUUAACCCUCUCCCCAUGGCCGUCUCCAGCCGGGGCAAUGCAGAGGCCGUAGUUGCGUUGCUGGUGCUCGCUACUCUCUACUUUGUGGAGAAGGGGAGCGUAGGGAAAGCCGCAGUCUGCUACGGGCUGGCGGUGCACAUGAAAAUAUACCCACUGACUUACGCGCUGCCCAUAGCGCUGCAUCUGCAGAGCAAACAGUGCAGAGAAGGGGCAGUGGGUCUGGGCAGCGACAAAAAAACAAAGUUUGCAUUCGUAGCAUACUUAUGGCAGCUUUUUGUCAAGAUUUUGAACCGCAAAACACUGCUUUUUGGAACUGUUGCUGGAUCUGUGGUAGCCGCCCUGACUGUUAUGUUUUAUAACCUCUACGGCUGGGAGUUUUUGGAGCAUGCCUAUUUCUACCACCUGAUCAGGAGAGAUACCCGUCAUAACUUCUCUCCCUAUUUCUACAUGUUGUACCUCACUGCAGAGAGCAAAUGGAGUUUUGCUCUUGGGCUUGCUGCUUUCCUACCCCAGCUGCUUUUGCUCCUGGUUGUGUCCUUAGCAUUUUACAGAGAUCUUCCCUUCUGUUGUUUCCUACACACUGCUGUUUUUGUGAGUUUUAACAAAGUAUGCACAUCCCAGUACUUUGUCUGGUAUCUCUGCCUUUUGCCCCUCGUAAUGCCUAGUGUUAAGAUGUCCUGGCGUCGUGGUACGCUGCUGCUCUUCCUGUGGUUUGUUGGACAAGGCCUGUGGCUUGCAUCUGCCUACUUUCUGGAGUUCAAAGGAUACAACACAUUUUUACUUAUAUGGUUGGCAGGCUUGCUUUUCCUUUUCAUUAAUAGUCUCAUAAUUGUUCAGAUUAUUUCACAUUAUCAAAGAGAAGCACAAGUUGCAAAAAAACUUAAGCAACAGUAAUAAACCAAAAUCCAGAAACAGCCAUACUGUCCUUUUUAAGAAUUUCCAUACCACCAGCACCAUCUCUAGUGUAAAUGCAUGUCCUUUGUACUAUAGCAUGAAUGUAUGCAGAUCUGGGGUGUGCUUGUGAGGGCACUGCUUGACCUUCAUUGCCUUGCAUAUCCCCAGUGUGUGUGCAGUUGUACCUGUCUCCCUUGUGGGCCUGGAAACUGGCUGGUAAACUUUCCAGCAUUGGUUCCAGCCCUGUCUUCUGCUGCUCCUGAGUGAACUCUGAAGGGAUCAUGAACCAGUUCUUCAAUUGCCAUGUGUGAGGCUCCAUUACCAGCAUCUGUCUCCACUUGCCAUUUUGAGACCAACACCCUAGUCAGUGAGAGUAUAGCCCGUCAUGGGGGUCAUCCUCAGUUCCUUCAUAUAGCCCUUCAUGGAGCAGCUGCAAUCUUAUUACCCAGUACUGACUGUUACUUUGCUUGUUGAGGACUGUGGCCUUUUCUGUAGAAAAACACAGGAGAUUACAAAGGAAUGUUG